AUGACAAGUGAUCAACAAGUUCAAUCAAUCGAAAAUAUUCAAAUUAAUGGUGGUAGAGAUAAUCAUUCAAAUAAAACUAAUGAUGAAAUAAUAACAACUUCAUCUGAUACGACAUCACGUCAUUCACGUUUUUUCCGUACAAAACGAAAACAACGUUUAGAUGAAAAUCAAACGAAUAUUAACGGAAAUGCCAAAAUAGAAAUUUCAACAUGCAAUUUAACAAAAACUAUUGAAAAAGUCAAAACAAGAUCUUUAUCACCACCAGCUCCUUCGUCACUAGUUGCUGAUGAAUCAGAUGAAAGUGAUGAAAAUAAUUCUUCAAUAGAACUUAAAAAUAUACCAAAAAUCGUUAUUACUGAAGCAAGACAAUCUGUAACAACUGUUAAUAUGGGUUAUCAACUAAAGAAAUCUCAUUCAGUUAAACUAACACGUCUUAAUGAAAAUGAUUCAUGUCCAAAAAAAGCUGUUCGUUUUGCUGAUGAUUUUGGUUUAGAUUUAAGUGAAAUUAAAAUGAUUCGAACAGAUGAAUUACCUUCUGUACCUAGUACUGCAUUUAAACAUUUAUGUAUUAGUAAUGAUGAAAAUAAAGUUCCAACAAUGAAUCCUCAACGUGAAAAAUUAAUUAAUUAUAUGGAACAACAAUUUGAAAAUCCUAUACAUACUCCAAAUUUUAAUGAUCGUGUAUCCCGAACAAAAGUUCUUCUUGAACAAGCUAAUGCUAUUGACAAUAGAAUUUAUGGAACAGUUAAAUUAGUUUCAUUUAGUUUACAUAAACAUGUUAAAAUACGUUUAACAACUGACAAUUGGACAUCAUUUAGCGAUUAUGAUGCAGAAUAUAUGACUAAUUCAUAUGAUGGUAUUUUUGAUCGAUUUUCAUUUAUGAUUGAAAUUGAUCGUAAUAGAAUAUGUGCUGGAAAUAAUAUACAAUUUAGUAUUUGCUACGAAUCAUAUGUUAGUCCAGAAUAUUGGGAUAAUAAUUAUGAUCAAAAUUAUCGAUUUGAUUGUUUUUCCCGGGCAAUACCUGAUUAUAGUAUUUAG
Messenger RNA from Rotaria sp. Silwood2, 1038 nucleotides. NCBI's taxonomy places the organism in Eukaryota, Metazoa, Rotifera, Eurotatoria, Philodinida, Philodinidae. The record is from the annotation of a GenBank genome assembly.